UUGAACGAGUCGACAUCGACAUCAAAAUUAAAAAAAAUCUAAAACGUUGUCCGGGAGCUGAUUGUGAUUUUAUGAUUUAAUUCAUAUCAGCUUUAAAGUUAGUUUAAACUCAAUAAACAAGUUAAAUUAUGACAAAUUAUAUAAAACCUAUCGUUUUCUGCGAGGGUUGUUUGUCGACGGAUAGAAAACUAACAGAUGUCGGAGAAUUUUAUGAUAUUUACGUUAAUCUUUUUAUUUAUGAAGCUUCCGGCAAGAUAUCAAAAAACCCUCUAUUCUGCUGGGAAUGUAAUGCUGUAUUACGAACAAUACACAAAUUUCGAGAGAGAUUUCAACAGGCAAAUAGUUACUUAAAUGAAGGCUUGAAUAAGUUUAAAAGAGUAAAAAUCUGCUUAUCAACAUUAACUACCUCAAACAUAUCAAAUAAUAUCAUAUAUGCUGCACAUAAUGAAGAAAAUGACAAUAAUUUUAAAGAAGAAGAUAUUGUAGCUGAUGAUAAUUUUGAUAAUGUAUCAACAGUAGACGAACCGUUAAUCGUACCAAUUGAAUACAAAACAGAGAAAAGUGACAAUUCCGACUUUGAAAAUGAAUUUUCUAUCGAACAAAAUUAUAUGAAUAUAGAGAACAUAGACAAAGACAAUAUAGACAAUGACAAAAAAUUGCGUUUGGAAGAGCAGGACAUAGAUAAUAUAGAUGAUGACAAAAAAUUGCUUUUAGAAAAACAGGACAUAGAAAAAACGAAACGAAAACGUCAAAAAUCAUAUAAUAAUGUGCGAUACACUGUGAAGGAAUAUAGUAAAGAGGAAAUAAGAGAAAUGCGUAAAAAAUGCGAGAGAGUUAUAAUGGAUGACGCUGAGAUGGCGUUAUGGCGGGAAAAAGCGAAAUUGGCGCGUAAUUACAGAAUAAUGGCGUAUAAAUGUGAAACUUGUAUAUCUGGGUUUGCUAAGAAACAAUAUUAUGAUAAGCAUGUUAGGAGAUUCCAUUCUAAGGGUAGUGGCGAUUUCGAGUGUUCGAUUUGCAAGCAGAGAAUAUCGAGUGUAAGAAAAGUGUCGCACAUGAACAUGCAUACAACCAAAUACAAAUGCUGUGUGUGUGGCGUGGAAUGUCAUCCGUCAUAUAAUUUGGAUUGUCACUUGAAUUCAAUGCACAGAACUGUGGUGCAAUGUAAGAAGUGUCAUUUGCAGUUUAACCAUCGCAAAGAAUGCAAUAGGCAUUAUAUUAACACGCAUUUGCGUGUCAUAUGUGAUUAUUGCGGCAACGGUUUCACGACGAAGAGAAGACUCAUUAAUCAUAUUGGAUUACGUCACCAAGAGCACAGAUGCAAGAUAUGCGACAAAUUGUACCGUUCACGGGACGCACUGAAAAGGCACAAUUUGGCGGUUCAUGUCAAAUCGAUCUCGGAGGAAACUUAUUGCGUGGAAUGCAAUCUCUAUUUUAAUAAUGAAUUUUUGUUGAAAAAUCACUUGGCGAAGAGCACGAAGCAUGUGCAAAAGAGAUUCCCAUGUACAGAGUGUGAUAAAGUGUAUCAUAAGAGGACAACAUUGAAUAAUCAUUAUAAUUUAGUACAUCUGCAGAAGACUAAAAACUACUGUGAACUAUGUGACCGAUAUUUCCUAACAGGAUAUCGCCUCAGACAACACAAGGCGAACACGCACGAUCGUUUGCCAAAGCCAAAGACGAAAAUGUGUUCCAUAUGUGGAAGAGCUUUUAAUACAAAUCGCAUUCUACUGAAUCACAUCAGGACACAUACGGGUGAACGGCCUUUCCACUGCGAAUUCUGUACGGCGUCCUUUAUACAGAAGCACGCGCUGGUCUCUCAUACUAGGGCGAUUCAUAAAGUGCAUUAAAUUAAUGAAUAAUUA
Molecule: messenger RNA, 1859 nt
Organism: Colias croceus (clouded yellow)
Lineage: Eukaryota; Metazoa; Arthropoda; Insecta; Lepidoptera; Pieridae
Product: oocyte zinc finger protein XlCOF6-like
Exons: 9
Coding region: 129-1844 (571 amino acids)
Biological process (GO): regulation of transcription by RNA polymerase II
Cellular component (GO): nucleus
Molecular function (GO): DNA-binding transcription factor activity, RNA polymerase II-specific; RNA polymerase II transcription regulatory region sequence-specific DNA binding
Source: RefSeq, a predicted model, not a curated record